AUGGUUAAUGUGCAUGGGCGAGUUAUUUUGAGGCGAAGAAAGUUUGGUCUGAAUUGUAGCAGCGUUCCUUUUCCCUACAUCCCCGAGUUAAUCUGCAUCCCGAUCUUCAGAUCCUCUGCAUUUCCCAGCAUUCAGAUAUCCGUGGAGGCCGAGCAGAUGAGGACCAAGAAUCUGAGCCUCCCAGGUGAAUUGAUAUACGACGCGGAGGUUGAGAAGGCAGCGCGUAAGCGGAGGCAAGAGACCAAGAGACGAAAAGAAGGGCACUUAUUUAUUGCAAACGAGUCAGUAGAAGACGAAAUAAGCAUGGCCAACACCCAAACAUUGAGGGAGUUGGCUGCCCCGGAGUUGACUCACCAGCCCUUAUGCAUCACGUUCCCCACUUUGGCAGAGAAUACUGCUUUCGAACUGAAGUCGGGGCUGAUUCACCUCUUACCUUCUUUCCAUGGUCUCUCUGGCGAAGAACCCCACAAACAUGUCAAGGAGUUCGAGAUAAGACUUAGAGCUUUCCCCUUCUCUCUCAAGGAUGCAGCAAAAGAUUGGCUAUACUACCUACCAGCGGGUAGUAUUAUCACAUGGGCACAGUUAAAAAAGAAAUUCUUGGAAAAAUUCUUCCCUGCAUCCCGAGCUGCGAGUUUGAGGAAGGAGAUAUGCGGCAUUAAGCAAUAUCCCGGUGAGUCCUUGUAUGAAUACUGGGAAAGGUUUAACAAGUUGUGCACUAGAUGCCCGCAGCAUCAAAUUAGUGAGCAACUGUUAAUCCAAUACUUCUAUGAGGGGCUCCAAUCAACAGACAGGAGUAUCAUUGACGCUGCCAGUGGGGGAGUACUUGCAAACAAGACACCGAGGGAAGCGUGGGAGCUCAUCGAAGCCAUGGCAGAGAACUCCCAGCAAUUUGGCUUCCGUGAGAGCAACCCGCCCCGUAGAGUCAACGAGGUAGAGACUUCAUCCUUACAGCAGCAACUGUCAGAAUUGACAUCGGUUGUUAGGCAAUUAGCCAUGAGAGACAUGCCGCGAGCGAAAGUAUGUGGAAUCUGCACUAGCAUGGACCAUUGCACAGACUCGUGCCCCAUUUUGCAAGAGGACGGGGCAGAACAAGUAAACAUGGUCGGAGGCGUGCCCGCGCCCCGUAGGCAAUACGAUCCGUAUUCCAAUACGUACAAUCCUGGUUGGAGAGAUCACCCCAAUCUCAGCUAUGGUAGUAGGCCACAAAAUGUAUUCUCCAAUCGGCCUCUAGGAUUUCAGCAACCGUGGCAACAUAAGUCUCAACCCUCAUCCUCAAGCUCAGGGAGUUCUUUGGAAGAAAUUGUCAAGAGUUUGGCCAACACUACCACUCAACUUGUCACAACCACCACUCAGUUCCAACAGGACACAAAAUCAGGCAUGAAGGAUAUGGAGAUUCGAAUGAGUCAAAUGGCAACUGCCAUUAAUCGCCUAGAGUCCCAUGUUUAUGGAAAAUUACCAUCUCAACCCGAGCCAAAUCCCAGGAAUGUAAGUGCUAUGACUCUAAGGAGUGGCAAAGAGGUGGAGGGACCUAAGUUGGUAAAUUCAAAAAGCAAAAAUGAGGAGGAGAUAGAAAAGGAGAUUGAAGAGGAAGGGCGCAUUCGCGAAGAGCCUAAGGUAACAUCUAUUCCUUCGAUCCCUAUUAAAUCUAAUAUAGCUCCUUUUCCUUGCAGGUUGGGAAAGACAAAGAGGGCAGAAAAGGAAAAAGAAAUCCUGGAUGUGUUCCGCAAAGUUCAAGUAAACAUCCCCCUAUUGGACGCGAUCAAACAGGUACCCAAGUACGCAAAGUUCUUGAAAGACUUGUGCGUUAACAAAAGAAAGCUAAGGGGUGAUGAAAGAGUGAUGGUAGGAGAGAAUGUAUCAGCUGUACUUCAAAGGAAACUCCCACCCAAAUGCGGAGAUCCAGGUAUAUUUGCUAUCCCCUGUAAGAUUGGUCAUUCUAGUAUCAAAAAUGCCAUGAUAGAUUUAGGAGCUUCUAUUAAUGUGAUGCCUAAGUCAAUCUAUGAUUCCCUAAAUUUAGGACCUUUAAAAGAAACGGGGAUAAUAAUUCAAUUGGCUAAUCGUACAUGUGCUUAUCCGGAUGGGAUAGUUGAGGAUGUUUUAGUGCAAGUAAAUGGAUUAAUUUUUCCUGCUGAUUUUUAUGUGCUUUACAUGGAUGAUAGAAGUGCCCCAAAUCCAUCACCCAUUAUAUUAGAAAGACCAUUUUUGAGUACUGCCCAGACUGAAAUUGAUGUUAGUAAGGGGACACUAGAUGCUUGUGUUAGUAUAGACUACUGCAUGACCUCCGCUCUCUUGGUUGUACUUCUGAGCUUUGAAAUGCUUGAGGGCAAGCAUUGUCUAGGUGUGGGGGGAUUUGAUAGAGCAGUUAUUGGGCAUAUUUUGCAGUGUUAUUUUGGCUUAAUUUUGGCUAUUUACGGUGCUAAGUACUGA
Coffea arabica (coffee) is the source of this 2427-nucleotide messenger RNA. RefSeq lists its product as uncharacterized. NCBI's taxonomy places the organism in Eukaryota, Viridiplantae, Streptophyta, Magnoliopsida, Gentianales, Rubiaceae. The record is from RefSeq and is a predicted model, not a curated record.